Carya illinoinensis is the source of this 942-nucleotide messenger RNA. RefSeq lists its product as uncharacterized. Lineage: Eukaryota; Viridiplantae; Streptophyta; Magnoliopsida; Fagales; Juglandaceae. The coding region runs from base 79 to 660 and encodes 193 amino acids. The record is from RefSeq and is a predicted model, not a curated record. The transcript has a single exon.
UUGAUCGCCGGGAGAAUACCCGGGCGAACUGACAAUGAAAUAAAGAAUUAUUGGAACACGCAUUUAAGCAGGAGAAUAAUGCAAGAUGGUUACAAGAUUCUGCAAGAUUCCUAUAAACAAGAUGGCGAAUUGAUCACAGAUGAUGAUGAGGGAAGUAACUGGUCGGAAUUCACUCAAGGAACAGGACAGGAAAUUCAUGAUCACUCGGCGAUUCGGACAAAAGCAAUGAGGUGCUCAGAUGCUUUUAUCCCAAAGCAACUUGACAUUGCAAUGGAGAAAAAUGCUAGUACUGUCAUCCCUGAUUGGGGCAGUGAUCAAAGCGGAAGUUCUUUAGCCCAGCAAGAGGAGAAUUCCGAUGAGAAUUUUCUCAUGGAUUAUGUUGUGAAUGAUCUUUUGAUAUCUGAUCACAAACACUCAUGUUUAGAUAGCCACCAAGAUAGAGAGUUAAAUGAAUGUGAGAAUAUGGUGGAUGGAGAAAUGGACCACGCCAAGAACAAUAUCAUGUCUAGUUGUGAAGAUUUUCUUAUUUCUGGACAUGAUCAAGCCAUGCGUGAGAAUUGGAGGCCGCAGACUGAACCUAAUUCCCAACCAAAUGAUGCUUUGGAUCUCAAGACAUUGACAUCUCUUCUAAAUUUAGAAGAUGACUGGAUUAUAAGCUGAACAAAACAAACAAGUUUACUCAAUUAGUGCUGCUACGUACACGGACCACUGGGUUCCACGAAUAAGUUGUGAAUGAUCUUGACAACAUGUGGCUAAAAUUCUGCUUAAUUUCCAAUAACAGAUCGAAUGUGCAUGGGUUAGUUUUUAGGUUAAUUUUUAGCCCGUUAUAAAUUACUGCAGCAUGCAUGGAUCGAAUAAUUAGUAGUGUCAUGUAUUUCUGUAAUUUUGUAAGUAUAAAUUAAUAAGACUGUACGUCGUGGCUCAGAUCACAAAUGUACUAGA